AGUAGGACGACACGCGUGAGGGAGUCGCUAGAAUGUAGUAAGCCCGAGAAGCGAGAGAACUUUUCAAUUUCAAUUUUUGGAUUGAGUAAAUCCGCUUUGAUUUUUUAAGCUUUUCUUCUCAAGUCAAAGCAACGAUGAUGACCACCACCGCUACUCCUCUAGCGGUCGCGCGUAAGACUCGCGACCCCCGUUCAGCUGCUGAAACUAGGGUCCAGCGACAGCGCGAUGUGCUAGCUGCUAUAGCCGACUCGGUCGGCCAAAUGAGGGAUGCAUUCAGCACCGUUGUACUACAGCAAAGGGUGCUAAUGGGAGCACUAGAGGAGUUUGUGUUUUUCCAGACGUCAUCCCCUGACUCGGUAGAUCCUGCGUUGAAUGUAAUGCUGGAAACAGUCGCUCAACUUGGCAGUCUGUGUACUGGAUGUGCCAGAGGAUUUUACGAAGCUGUCCCGACUACAGUGGAUGGGACUGGUCGAAUAACUCUAGCUGACGCCGAAGAAGAACAAAAAUUACUCGCUGCGGCUGUAGCAUCAGGGAAAACGAGGAAUUCGGGUGCUGUUGUAGUGGAUAGGAAGUUAUAAGUGAGGGUGUGCAUUUUGAAAUUGAAUAUCGCAAACGCAAUGGUAAGCAAAUGCGAAAGUAGAUGUAGAUCAUGGGUAGUCAUGAUAGAGAUGGGUCCUCUUGUUCCUAGAUUUAUAUAAGUAUAUAGUUAAGGCUCAACUUUCAUUGGUCAUCGAGGUUGGUCACUGAGUUCGAAGAGGGACCUCUUGAGAGAACAUACAGGGGAAAAUGAAGGGAAAGGGGAGAGCCUUGGAGGGGGUCUCUUCCGUUCAGAGUCCGUGACCAAUGAAUGCUGCGCUUUAAUAUAAGUAGCUGCUUUUCGUCACCUCCUUAAUGAUCACGCAGCAUAUCCUUCUAAUUCCCAGUUCCAAGGCAGUCUCUUCCACUCCAGAGAAGCUUCUAGACCGUGUCCAACUGGUCGCCAAGUCCAUGCUCAACGAAAUCGAGGAAGCCUUGUACCUUUUUGACCAACGCGACAUUGCUUGGGGACAACAGCAGCAUUACGAGAAGAAGGUCCUCGAGAUUAGGCAGAGUCUGGGCUUAAGGCUACCGAUGAUGAACACGCAUCCCCAACAGCAUCCCUGACUACUUAGUUUAUUUCUUCAGGACCGGGUGAAUAUCUUCCCUGGGUGCCUCACUGGCAGAUCAAUAUCGGUGAAGAGAAAGAGAAACAAACCCAGGGAUGCUCUUAACAAGGAUGCGAAGGUGCUGCCUCUAAUGGGAGGUGGAGGAGCCGGGUCGUUAUUGAGUGGAGGAUCAUCGCCAAUGUUCAGUUCCAAACUCCAACGAAACGAGCAUAAACUAGCAGCAGCGCGCAACGACUGCCACGAACUGCAACAAGCAUGCAUUCAGGAGACAGAUAAAUGGAGGGGGACUGACUUGACAGACGUUUUUAGGCCAGUUGAGCUGGCUAUGAAAACAUUGUGCAAAGCAUGGGGUGAAGCAGUUUCGGGCGGAGGUGGGAGUGGUUCGUCGUCAGCUUCAGGUGGAGGAAAAGAUGCAUCUUCAAGUGCAACAUCUACCCCUUCAACUAGUACACAGGGAACUGCUACAACUGGGAGAGUAUCAACAACUGCAGGGAGGACAAGCGCAACUACAACGACUACACCACAAAAGACAACCAAGACUAGUCAUAAUCCUUGGAACAACAAUCCGAGUCCUUCUUCCCCAACUUCUUCUUCCACGAAAACAACAAAGCCUGCUUUCGUCGCCUCGAGAUACAACGUCAUUCAAGAGAGGAACUCGGCAAAACUGAACACGUCUGGUGGGGCGAGUGGCUCUGGCGCUUAUCCGAAUAACUUGCCCGCCGCACAUAGGGAUAAGGAUUCUAGUUGUACGAACCAGUCUCCUAGUGCAUCUCCUGGUGGGUAUCCCACGCACAUCGGCAAUCGAGUAGAAGUUGUAGACAGAGGAAGUAGGUUCAAGCCUGAAAAGCGAAGUUCUGAGGUAGAUGGGCCUCCUAUUAAGGCUGCCGCUGAAGCAUCCCCAACACCAUCCUUGGCCUCUUUUUGAAGGGGAAAAAGGGCUCAGGGAUGGCUCCAGGGAUGCAACGCGGUAGCCCUAAUCCCACUACUAUUGUGCCGACUGAAGUGGAAAAGACAACCUCAACUAGCGCAAAAGAGGCUGCUGCAACCACUGAGAAAAUGGAAGAGCCUGCUGAAAAAUACGAUAAAGUAGCCGACGAUUCAGUUCCUACUCCUACACAUACCAAAGGGCCCCCAAGAAGUACAACACCUCCAAGCGCCGAGGUAGUCCCGCCUCCUUCCUCUACUUUAAGGCUCAGCUUUCAAUGGUCAUUGGGGUUGGUCACUGAGAUCGAAGAGGCGACCCCUUGAGGAAAGAUGGGGGGAAAACGAAGGGAAAGGGGAGAGCUUUGAAGGGGGUCCCUUCCUUUCAGAGUCAGUGACCAUUGAAGGCUGAGCUUUAACUACUACCCCGCCUCGUCCUUCUUCUACUACAACUACUGCCGACCAUCAGGAGGCCGUCGCCGCUCUGCUCCGCAAACGAGCACCCAGGAACUACAUCGAGGGCAUCACUCCACAAUUGAUCCAAGACGACGCAGACGCAACGCAGGAGGUGACGAUCACACUGGAAGCGCCCAUGGCGAAUAGGAUAUCUAGGGUAAUCUUUGCGGGUCACGAAAUACCCUUGGUGGAGUCUGAUGCUCAGACAGUGACAAUAGCAGGCCAAUUUCCUAUGGAUGCGGUUGAGGUGACGGCUUUGAAAGAAUUGGGCAGAAAGCGAUUUCCUGUGAGUAUCGAGGCGGCGGGGAUUGAACAUUUGUAUUUCAACAUCUCGUGUUCUUGCCGUUUCUCAGUUGUAUCAGUCGCUCUUCAUUUUACUUGAUUGCGUCCUCGUGGCAACGUUUCACGAACCUAUUGUGAACUUUCUAAAAGUAAGAAUGUUCUGUGCUGCACUUCAAAAUAGUGCAUGAAGUAAAGUCGUCGUCUUUGUUUCGAGUUGAGAGAAACGAGAAGAGAAAAUCGGCGAAGAGAAUCGGAUUUGUUUUCGACGGUUUUCGUUUGGGAAGAUGACCAAGACCGAAAAAGGAAAAGUGGUCUUUCGUCUGUAUAGUCAUGUGAAGAAAUCUGUAAAGAGUCUUUUUUGUUAUAAGUGUCAAGUUGAUUUUGUUUCAGUAAAUAAGUCAAAAGAGUAAGUAAGUAAAUAAGUAACAAAGCAACUUGAGUAAGAUGAAGGUUGUAAAUCAAACCAAACGCAUUAAAAUGAUCUUCAUCCUUUCUUCUCCUCCCAAGCCACGACUUUUCUCUCUUGCUCGUUUUGUAUAAAUAAAUACUUCUGCAAUGUGUGAAUAUUGUGAUGCCAUCGGAUGUCUUGUUGGCUCAAGUUUUGAUUGUUGAAUAUUUGGAAAGAGUAAAGCUUAACACAACAUUGCGCAUAAAACGAAUCAACAAAUUCAACCAUAACAUCGAACUCACAAGGAUUACACAAACAUAAAUGACAUCGAAGCUUUGCGCCUAGGACUUUCCUGCGCAACCGUUUCAACUUUCAAUCACCGAGAAAGUUGGGUGUUCGCCCGAAACUGAACGAAAGAAAUAAGAGAUCUGCGCAAGAUCUCAGUCUCGUUUGAGGGAGCAGUCUGCUUUUGACAGUGGUAGCGGAGUUAGAGUGGUUACUCUUCCGCUGAUUACGACCGGCAAAUACUAGCGGUCGACCAGUCAGCAACGGAUCCAUCGCAACGACAAUUAACGAAAAGCAGCGAUUGUGGAACAGUCAGCCUUCUUUCCCGCCAGAUGAAUAAUAGUCAAGGCGACAGCAGUGGAAAAAGACCAAGAAGCUCAAUCAGUAGUUCUUCUCCUGGUGUUACUGGAGAUACGACGAAAGAACAAGCUGCCAUCACGUCAGAACAUCUAAGGCAGCUUAACGAACAGUACCAAGAACGACUUCGGCAGUCCGCAAACGAUAGUUCGGCAUCUGAGCCCAAGCCGAUCCGGCCGAAGUUGCCAAGUCUAGGGUCCUAUCAGAAAGGAAAAGUAGGACACAAAGGAAGUAUGCCUCCUCCGCCACCUCCUCCACCACCGCCGCCAGGCCUGACGCCAGAAUCUCAUCCUCAGCGUUUUAGCAUGGGGACACCGGAGAACAUGAGCGGCAUGGACAUGAACAAUUUGUGGAGUCAAGUUUUCAAUUCGCCAAAUUAUCCACAGAGUGGAAAUGGAGUAGGUCUAGGAGGGUCCGCGUCUUCUACUGGUGGUUUUCUACAACUCCCAAGUGCUGGAGCGCUCCCGUCGGGGACAGCUACAAAUGGACAAGGCAUCAGUUCAACUGCAAGUGUGAACGCAUUCUCAGGAGCAGACGUCAUUCGUCAUGUUGAUAACAUCAUGAGAGGAAGUAGCACCGGCCAGAGCUUUCCUGAUCCCAGAGCAACGGCUCAACCGCAAGGGCCUCAAGGUCAUAAUCGAUCCUUCCCAAGCGGCAAGGGGAAUCGAACCGGGGAAAAUCAUUCUGCGCAAGAACCAAGCAUCUUCGAUCGAGCCAUCGUAGAAAGAAUGCAUCGUGACGAAAUCAUCUUGAAUCAACGGACACAGUCUCUUCGCAUGAGAGCUGAACAACUCGAGGCCGAACAGCUAGAGGUGCAGCGACAACUGGCUGAAGGUAACUCUAACUUCAACCAGCAAAGGAAAUCAGUUGAACUGAUUCAAGAACAACUGACGCAGCGAAAUAUGGACAGCAUCAGUCAGCGACAAAUUGUUGAAGAUCAGACUCGGAACACGGCAAACCAGGUUGCGCAGUAUGCCCAAGAUCAAUCUAGUUUCCAGUUUCAGGAACUCAGCAAGCAAGUGAGGGAACUUCAGCAAGAACUUGCGGAGAAGACAGCGAGAGCGAACAACAGCGAGGAAAUCAGUCAACUAAGAGCACAAGUUGAGCAGCUAAAGUACAUGAACAUGCUCGGAGGUGGAAGUCCGUUUGCGGACCCUACCCAGCGCACUGGUUUUGUUCAACAAGGGAGUGCUCCUAUGUCGGUUGCGCCGUCAUCUGCAACUGCAAACGGAAAUCAGUACUACGAUGCCAACAACAUCCCUGACCAACAACAAGGGAGCAACGGCGGCAGAACAGCACCCCCACCACCACCAGCGAAAGCACCAGCGGGAGUCUUGACCUUUCUCCAAGGAUCAGCUGACGCCGGAAAGGAUUUCUUCGGAAAGAAAGGAGAAAAGGGAAGCCAGUUUCCAGGAGGUAGUUCUCCUCCGAUCCCUCCAAUCCAUAUAGAUGGUCCAGGACUAGCUUUCGGUGGAGUAAACGGAAAGGGACCAGUCCCCGUUCCAGGAGCAGGAGGACCUCCGCCUUUUCCUCCAAAUGCUGGAGGAACCUUCAACAAAGGAGCGACGGUGGGGGGUAAACCUCUGUCCGCGGGAAUCGGAGCACCAAUGAGUCAGACUCUACGCCACAACUUACUCGGAGACGUAAACCAGUACAGCAGCCUUGGUUACAAGCAGAAUGGCGGAGGACUAGUCAGGAAGAAGAAAUGGAAUUUCACACGCGUACUUUUCGAAUCUGAGUACCGGAUUAGUAACAACCUAGAGUACGUCCCAGCUGAAUACGUACUCGAGACAAAAGGGCGACUUCCAGAUAGAAUGCCGCCCACACAAUAACAAUACCCACGGCUUCGAGAGUUUUUGGCUGCAAUCGAAACGUACCUUCUAAGUUUGGUCAACAGGCCAGGUGCCAACAACUCAGACGCGUGGCUGUUCCCAGAAUUGGUGGAGAACGAAAUCAUCGAGGAUGUCCUCUACGAGAGGAAUAACCCAUCAGGAGGAGCAUCUUCAACAAAUAGAUGGGGAAGCACUUUUGCCAAAAGUGUAAAGAGCAAGAUCCGGACACUUCGUUUCAAUAGGCUAGAACGCGAGUCACUGCGGUUCGAAAACCUUCUUCUGAGGUUGUGCGAUUUGUACAGUGAUGAAUUUGUCAUCAACAGAGAAGAAAGGGAAAAGUUCCGCAAUUUCAGGCGAAAAGAUGGAGAAAGCGACGAGGAAGUUAUUCUUCGAUAUAUCCAGGAGUCGCAAGAAGCAGGCGAAGUCCCUCUUCCAAAAAUUAACCCACACGAUCCGUUCUCAGACCCAGAUCGCGUCACCAAGGCAAGAAAUGACGUGUGGGAGGACUUCACUAGCAAAGUUUCUCUGGAACACCCGGAAAUUGCUGAGCAGGUGCUAACUCAUCCCGAGUACAUGAAGACCAACGGAGGAGUAGUGAUGUUCGGGCAACUUCUUGAAUACUACCAGUUCAUGGAACAAGCAAGAAUCUCGCUUCGGAAAAAGCGCCCUUCAGCAACUUCGUCAGGUCCAGCUAGUAGUAGCAAGGAACGUGCAGCGCUCACCGAUGAGCAACGUCGAGCCGGCGAGGGAGAGCGUCACUUUUUCGAUGACGAUGGUGGAGAAGCAGUUUUCGCAGCCAAGAUUGACCCAACAAAGCCAUGGAAAUACCGACCAGAUAACCCACGAGGAACGUGGAAUAGCAAGGGUCCAGGAAACGCACCACGAGCAGGCGGAAAUGGUGGUGGAACAGGCACAGGAGGAAAGAAGUUCUCACUCACCAAGAAGAAGAAGAUCGCAUGCUACAACUGCGGCGAUGAACAUCUUCUAGCUGAUUGCCCAUUCGGAAAAGACAAGCGAUGUCGCGGGUGUUUCGGAAAAGGACACAUCGUUCGAGAGUGCUCGACUCAAGAGAGUGAUCGCGCGGCAGCCCGACUGAAGAAUCUCAAAGAGCUAAACCUCAGUGCACCAGAAAAGAUCGCUGCGCUACUAGAGCUUCUAGAUGAAAAUGAUACUCAGCAGAUCAUUCUCAGCACAGUGGACAGCAGUCAGCAGCAGCGGGUCUUUGUGAUUGAGGACAGAAACCAACCUGAGGACGGCUCUUACGAAAGAGUUUUCGGCAUAAGCGAAGAGGACGCUGACUCUCCAACGUGCGCCGACCGACGUUGAAACUGAAGAGGAGAAGCAUCAAGAAAAGACUCACGUCCUGAAGGAAACGAUGGAAGUGGUGAUGUCCACUUACGAAACCAACACGGUGAAGCUGGCCCUCCAACAUGCCGGGUAUUCUUUUGAAUGCUUCCCAGUGGAAGAAGAAGAAACCCCCAAAGACGAACUAGACGUAGCACAGUUUCAAGCUGAAAUAGAUGUUCUCGACAGGCGGGGAGCACUAGUAGGAGGAGUCAGAGAGCAGAACGAAGUCGCUCAGUUCACCAGUGAACCAAGGUGCAUGCAGUGGGGUGAUGGAUACAACACCAGACUGUUUUGUGACAUCAAGACUGCCAACUUCAAUCGAUCUGAAGCUGAGACCAACGGAGUUAAGAUUCUAGUUGAGGAGGAUGAAAACGACGCUGCGACCGGAGCAGGCUUAAACCUUACCAAGUUAACAUCCUACGCAGACAAACCCAGCCGUAUGCGAUACGGAGAAUUGGCCAGUCUUUGUACGCGAUUGGCUUUGCAAAAAUGACCGUCACAAAAAUGGGACCAAAUCUUCUGGGAGAACUUCUACAAUCUGAACUGUUUGCGUCCGUCAUUAGGGAGCCUGGAGUCCCUAAGCACCUUCGCGGAUUCGACGGGAAGUGGCUGGUGGAUUUCGAAGGAAAAGGCCAAAUUGUCAGUCGAGUUUUCCAGUUUAGUCCACAAGAAUGGGCAGUGCUGCGCAAAGUGCAGGAGAUUAAUCCACAAGGCCUGUGGUGCAGACCCAUCUUUGUAGAUGAUCUACCGAGCGCCGUGCAUUCCUCGAGCGAAGCAGCUAAGGGAACUCCUGCGUCUUGUCUCUAUGAUCUUCGCAGGUAUCGGGACUACGCCAAAUUAUGCGGCUACACUAGUGAAACAACUUGCCGUGACGCCAAAGUGGGAAAAACGCAUCUGCCGCCUCUCAAAGAAACAAUUGGGGAAAGUGAAUGCGUCGCGGCUGCCAACGAAAACGUUGGCGGAAAAUCUUCAUCAUCUUCUUCAAAGCCUGCCCCAAGUAGUGCUCUCGGACAAAACAACACUAAGCACUCUGUUCAAGUAGAUGACGAUGUAGACCAGGACGGAUACUCGAAGAAAGACCUAGAAUCCGACUCCAGCACCUGGAUAGUGUCUAGAGACAACCAACUUGUGCGGGAAGGCGACGACUUCGGGGUAGAUGGCAAGAAAGCCAGACUAGCAGUCUUCCGAGAGAGACAUUUUGGGAUCCGGCGAACGCCACCAAUCCCAGAAUGGCUGAAGCACCGAGUUAGGCUCCGCAGGAUCAUCGAUAUCGGGAAGCAAGUUAUUGCAGCACCCGACCUUCGCGACGACUGGAAAUCGUCUUCACGAGAAAACCUAGAAUGCGAUCUAUGGACCGGAAACGAUCAGAAAUCAUUUCACGUGAUUGAUUACUUCUUCUACAUCUCAACUGAUGCUGAAAUUCGUCAAGUUAAAGCCAGCAACAGCCUUCAACAAGAGCUCAACAGUGGAUAUGUGUCGACAAAGUCGCAAGGUCGUCUCUCUACUGACUUCCGCCAGAGCAAAAUUCUACCGAGUGAUCUCUCCGAAAUUCCUUUCGAAUAUGUUGGUAGCGGCAACUCUACAUCGGCUUUCCAGAAGGCACCGACUGGGCGCCAACUUCUCCAAGUUCGGGGAGAUGUUGAACAUGUUCACGUCUUCACCUGUCGAGACAUUGCAGACGUCCCUACGAUUAUCGCGGAAACGACACGCAUUAUCGACGUUGAAGAGCUAGGACUCAGAGAGGCCACCUAUAGAAGGAAGCUUGUGGACUGCAAGAAGAAGUGCGUGCUAACUGGUUUUCACCCAGACGCGCAGCGCUCGAUCACCAGCGCCGCAAUUGAUGAAGUUCUGCUGCAGCUGCAAACUAAGAAGCGAAUCAUCCUUCGUUGCGAAACAGGUCCCGGAUUCUCUGUCGCUCUCGGUGAAAUCCUCCGGACAGACCACAGGAGAUACGUUAAUAAUUGCAGUCUCGCCAAAGAACUGUUCGUGCACUCUUUGACACUGCAAAACAAUGGUGAAGCGAUCCGAUACUCAUCUGAAGAGCUCACCAGAGUUCACGUCUGCCUUCCUCCACUGCGUAGCUGUUCCUCGCGCGAACGGUCCAAGAUACGACUACUGCAAACAGCGCUUUACUACCAAGGGAAAUUUGCCAGUUUCGACACGUGUCUCACCAUUGCCAGGUCACAACUCCCCGGUCUUCCAGAAGAAGAACUACGAGAAGUGACCAGACUCGCGCGGCACGAACAGCAGGCAAAAAUACGAUACGGAGUAGGACCAAAGUUGAAGGACUUCGUUAGUUUUUCUGCGGCAACAGCAAUGCGAUCAGGUGGAGAGACCCUAAUAGACACAACCUUUCUGACCGAAAAUGGAUUCAUUUUCACAAUAGUAGGAGUCAAAUCGGUGGGUGAUGGUCGAAUUGGAUUCUUCAACUGCGGCACCAAAGUUCGACUCCAACCUCUGCUGGAUAAGGCGAUCAAGCAGAAGCGCAUCACACCCGAAGAGGCGAGACGAGCUAUCGACGGCGUCAUGUUCCAGCUGCAUGACGAUUUCGGCAAGCGCCUACUCCAAGGCCAUGCGUCUCCGUCGAAAGAAGACAUCGCCAAAGUUCUCUACCGCGCCCUCGAUAAAAAGCUUUUGCGCAGAAAAAUAUAGGCUGACGCAGGUCUCGAAAAUUUAGCUCUGUCUGAUUUUUCGAUGAUUCAAAAAACCGGACGAGAAUGGCGAAUACUACCUAUCGGUGAAAAAGUCUACAUCCUUGAAAGAGGCUUCCUCUUUCUGAAGACCAUAUGGCGCAGAGUUCGAGUGACACCAGAGUGCCGCGCGCUCCCCGUCCAAAUUGUCCUAGAUGAGCUUGCGGAAGCCAGCGCAAACUGUCCGACUUCAGCACACCAAGCUCGAUCGCGCAGCCAGAUGUUCUGGGGUUUAGAAGAAGGAAAGGCAGACGGGCUUCUUCAUCCUAUCGACCAGGAAAUUGAACACAUCUCGGCGCAGGACUCCGACUCGCACCUUCAGAACCUGACUGAAGCACGUAUUCGCGUACAUUCCGAAUGUACCGCUCUGACACUCAUCCCGGACUACGUGAACGCAUGCAAGAAGCUGAUGCACAACAUUCGAGAUAAAAUGCGACCAGAUCACUUCUUGCCAGGUGAUAAAGUUGUCUACACUAACCCUCAAAGCGGCCGCCUUCAACCCGGAACUGUUGCAACACGGACUAGAAAAGUAACUGGUCAAGACGCGUACGAGUACCGAGUAGAUUUCGAACGCGGAACAAGCAAGGUCAAGAAGAAUCUUCUUAGUACUCAUGUAAACUUCAGCGUGCUUCUCGACAUUCCGGACGGUACACACCUUGUGUCCUACCAGGAUUAUAAGGAGCAUGGUCGUCUUCUGCAAGCGCAGAAAAGGUGGGACGCCCUCCACAAAGCCGAAGAAGAUAUCUACGCUGCUGCCCGUCCAAUUGACCACGAGCCAGGGCCUUUUCCUGAUUCUCUCCCCCCCGGGGAAGGGAAGAGGAAGAUGCGGAACAAAAUGUCAAGAAAAGGAAGAAGAAUCUUGGACGACAUCGCAUCCGAAGAUGACAAGGUAGAUCCUCCAGCAAAGGAGGAAAGCGAAAAAGAUCCACUUCUUCAAUCAGUCGAGAGCGAGAACGACGGGGGAGCAGGAGAAGACGAAAACGGCGAUCACGUUUUCGCGACAGCAUCAUCUUCGGCAUCCUCCACAAGAGUGAAGUGCUAUCACUGUGGCGGACUUGGCCACAAGGCGCAGAGCUGCGGCCUCAAGAGGCAUCGCAAUUCAGUCUCGACCUCAAAGCCUGUUGCGACAAACCACGAAAGCGACGACGAAGAGUGGCGUGCAGUGGAUCUCUCCGGGUACGGCACAGACUCGUCAGAAGAUCAUCUUAGAGAAACCUCGGCGCACAGACAAGCCAGAAGUGACAGAGUGGAAGAAGAACUGCAGGCGGACAUCGACACGAGUGCGAAAAGUAAAGAAGUCGUCUUCAGUGCGCGAGAAGCUGCAAGAAGUCUUCCACUCGAGCCGGGAGAAAAGACAGCACUUAGUGCUUCUGUUUUUGAGUACUUCUUCGUUCGACAAGAAGUAGAUGGCGACGCCUCGACUGAAGAUGAAGAAAAAUCAUCAGUCGAAGGAACAGCAAGAUGGCUGGACGAGAUUCGAGACGAGAACAAUCCAGAUUGGAAGACGAAGUUCAGCAGACCGAACCGCGAUACUCGUCGCGCUCUAUUCAAGCUUCUUGAGAAAGAAAAGGAAGGAAAGAUCAAAGACGAUAGCUUAACCUUCGAGAUGCUCCGCAAGAGUUUGCUUGAAAACGCAACGCACAAGAUCUCGCCGGUUGGUUUUGAUCUAUAUCACGACUGGAAGUCCGAGCAGCAGCGCGGAGACCUGGCAAAGCCGGAACUUCAAAGUGAAACUCUCAUCGUCUGGAACAAGCACAGGAGCUGCAUCGUCUACAACAAGAGUGAGUACGACAGAGCCGGCGGAGGCCCUCUUCUGCGAAUAGUACUCUGGAAACUUGAAGAUCGGAAAUCGUACCCGGAUUUAGGUCUUUAUUCGAUUUACGACCCGAAAGUCGCUCGUCACCCAGAAAUAGUGAGAAAACUAAAAGGAGCCGGAAAGGUCCCUGACUGCGAUCAUAGUUUUUGUAGAUCGGCUGCAGGCCUAGAUGCUCCAGAAACGUACACGAAAGCGGUAUGCAAGGAAGUGCGAAACAUGAUCGAAGAAGGUCUAAUCCAAGUCUGGGAGGAUGGAGAGCCUUGCAGCGACGAAAAGAUCUUGACGUCGCGUGGGCUGCAGGAUCUGAAAAUGAUGACCAGCUGCCAUUUCAAGCAAGGAAGUAGAGUUGUGCCCGGCGGACAUCUUAGCAGCAUUACGGCUAGCGCAGAAAGCCCAACAAUGUCUGCUCUAGACUUCCGUUUGGUGAUCUCAUCUCUUAGAUACAUCCGUGGUAAGAGAGCUCUGCGAUCAGGAGACGUGCCGAGAGCAUUCCUCAAAAAUAGAAGGUUCGCUCCUGAAGCCCGACCUCGAUUUCGAUUUCCGUUCAACAUCGCCGACGAACCCACGCUGAACGCGUUGAAGAGCGAAUUCGGGAUCGCCCCGCGGAGUGUGUUCGUGAUGAGCGUCUCGAUCUACGGCUUGAAGGAAGCUGCUCUAUUGUGGUAUCGAACUCUUGCGCAAUUCCUGGCCUCCAUCGGAUACCGAUGCUCUCCGGAAGCGCCCUGCGUUUUCGUGGAUGAUUCCGGCUUCAACAAAGUCGGACUGCAUGUCGAUGACCUCAUCUUCUCAGGGGAAGAAGGUGCAUUCGAUAAGCUUGCUGCAGCUUUAAAAGAGCGCUUUGGCCUGGAAUCGUGGGCAGACGGCAAAGACGGAUUCGUGUGCACCGGGUCGACGAUAAAACUAGACCAAGAUGGAAACGGCGUGCAGAUCCACAUGAGGCAAAAGAUCGAAGAACUUCAGCUGAGCGAAUUGCCGGAAACGUUUGACAAAACCAAAGUGGAAGCUUCAGAUCACGAGAAACUGAACCCGAAGCAAGUAGGGGAUCUCAAGGCGAAACGAGGUAGCUUGAUCUACAUCGGACAAGCUCAUCCCGAUGCUCGUUUUCCGACUCGAGCGUUUGCAAUCGGAAGCGACGAGUCCAAGGACUGUCGCUGGCUGUCUGGGCAAAACGCAGUUAUUACGAGGCUGAAGGGAAGCAGCGACGGGAUAUGCCUCGAUCUGAGCUACGAAAAGGAAGUGCUGAUCAUGUGGCCGGAUGCCUCCUUUCAGACACCUGCUGUAAGUAGAAGCCGAACCGUUGUUCAACUCGGAAGGAGAAAGAGUCGCGAGUCUAGAAGAUAGGCGAAGCAUCUUCGACUCAUGCGCAGAUAAGGGCACCUUCGUCGCGAAAACUUACGAGGAAGUGUACACCGCGCUCAUUGGCAACAGCAGCACAAAGAAAAGAGAAGAGAGGCGUCAAAGGAAUGCAGCUGUGGUAAUUCCGAGCACCAUCGACGAUAAAGUGGCCAGAGACGUUUUUCGCCUGAAACCGAUGCUCGGGUGGGUUCUUCUCUCCGUGUCGGAGGAGGAUCUCAAUGCGUACAUCGCCAAGCAGACGGAAAUCAAGCGGGUGCAAACCCUGGCUGAAUAUGAGAAGCUAGAGAAGAUGGAGCUUCGUUGUUCUUUCCUGGAGAUGGACAACAUCUUCCCUGGACAAGUUGCUAACUCAUCAUACGAAGCAGAGCUGUAUGGCUUCGGUGAAUCCUAUCCAGUGUUGGAAAUGAGCAAGGCGAAGCUAUGCGCGUGGGGCCAUGUCGUAAAGGGAUACUUGAUCUCGGACUCCAAAUCUGCCAUUAUGCGAGUGAUGAGCAAGGCAGCGAUCGGAGUUGCAGACGCAACAGUCUUCCGCAUACUUGCCCGGAUUAAGUCCUGGCACCAUCAAACGUCUUGCGAGAUCGGUCAUGUGACGGAUAAAGCGAAUCCGGGGGACGCUAGCACCAAAGUGCAGAGUGGGUCGAAACUUCAGCAGUUCAUGCGGAUGCUGAAAGGAAGUUUGGUGUUACCUCUGGGACAAAUGUUCGUCCGAGCCAGGAAGUACACGUGGGAGAGACCGUUAGCUCCCGAUUGUGAAAUCAUCAGUGAUAACAACCAGUAAGGAAAAUUUGCAUCUAGUUUUUGGAAAAAGAAGAAACAACAUAUCAUCUUCAUGGAAAAACAUAAGAAAAAAAAAGGAUCAGCAGCUAGGAGCAGGGGUUCUUGGCAGAUCGUCUAUUUUCCCAGCAGACGAUGUCAACCAUUUUGGUUUAGGGAACUUCUUGCAGAUUUUGCUACUUGAAGAAGCAAGAAGAUGAGCAGUAAUUUGGAUGGAGCGCAGAGCAGAGCUUGCGCUCCCAGGUAAAUUUCUGAUGCACAGUUUGUAGUCGAGUGGACAGGCAGAAGAGUGCAUAACGGUCGCAGAAUGUGUGAUGGAGCAUGGAACGUUAGAUCAGUGAGCGAGUACGAUGCUAAAGAUGAUACUUUCCAGUGCAGUAGCAACAAGUGGCGUUUUUGCUUUUGAGGAGCGAGCGGCUCCAUCCCAGUUUGGCAGGGUUGCAUCGCAGCUAACGGAGCAUGGGACUUGUAAGCAUGAACAUAAUGGGAACCUACGCAUGGGAACGCCAUAAACACGAAAAGCAGAAGCAGGGAGAUGCCUCUCAACUCUACAAGUGACUUUGACUUUACUUUCUUCACCCCCGGGGCACUGUGAACUUUCUAAAAGUAAGAAUGUUCUGUGCUGCACUUCAAAAUAGUGCAUGAAGUAAAGUCGUCGUCUUUGUUUCGAGUUGAGAGAAACGAGAAGAGAAAAUCGGCGAAGAGAAUCGGAUUUGUUUUCGACGGUUUUCGUUUGGGAAGAUGACCAAGACCGAAAAAGGAAAAGUGGUCUUUCGUCUGUAUAGUCAUGUGAAGAAAUCUGUAAAGAGUCUUUUUUGUUAUAAGUGUCAAGUUGAUUUUGUUUCAGUAAAUAAGUCAAAAGAGUAAGUAAGUAAAUAAGUAACAAAGCAACUUGAGUAAGAUGAAGAUUGUAAAUCAAACCAAACGCAUUAAAAUGAUCUUCAUCCUUUCUUCUCCUCCCAAGCCACGACUUUUCUCUCUUGCUCGUUUUGUAUAAAUAAAUACUUCUGCAAUGUGUGAAUAUUGUGAUGCCAUCGGAUGUCUUGUUGGCUCAAGUUUUGAUUGUUGAAUAUUUGGAAAGAGUAAAGAUUAACACAACAUUGCGCAUAAAACGAAUCAACAAAUUCAACCAUAACAUCGAACACACAAGGACUACACAAACAUAAACGACAUCGAAGCUUUGCGCCUAGGACUUUCCUGCGCAACCGUUUCAACUUUCAAUCACCGAGAAAGUUGGGUGUUCGCCCGAAACUGAACGAAAGAAAUAAGAGAUCUGCGCAAGAUCUCAGUCUCGUUUGAGGGAGCAAUCUGCUUUUGACACUAUAUUGAUUAGACAGAUGGAUUUGGAUCAAAAAAUGUAGAUGAUUAAAAAAGUGUACUUUUCCAAAUCUCCUUUGUCCUCACUACAGCUGUCUCCGCGGCGAUUUCGAGCUCGACGUCUAUACCCACCUCUUUUUCCACGAGAAUGCUGGUUCUAGUCUGAUUUUCGACGAAGAACGACACGAGGCUGAGAGGAAAACUGGGACUUCGACAGAUGCUGUUUGUUUCUGCACUAGACCAGUGGACUACUUCGAAGUUGAGAUUCUAGAACUCAUACCGAAAGGCCAGACGAGGACAGCAGCAUUUGGAUUUCUGUGGGAGUUGCCGAGUGUUAUGUCCGAUAGUUGGUGUUAUAAUAGAUGGGAUAAUUGUUCGGCAUUUGAGCCAUACAUAAAGUACGCAAAGAAGAUAUUAGAUGUAACCACCAGUCGGUAGACGGUGUACAACUAGAGUGUCAGUUCAGAUCCUAUGAUAGUAUCCCUUGUGCUUCUAAUCUCCUCAAGCUCGCUCGUGUCGGCAAGUCCGCAUCCGAGUUGAAGAAUGCUGUGGUUUGCGGUGGUGAACUGCCUCAAAUCUUCGUGGAUGGGCAGUCUGUUAAGCGCAACCUCGAAUGGAGACCAAGACGUGCUCUGCUUGAGAACGACCGCGUGGGCGUCGCAUGGGACUGGGAAGAUUGCGCAGUCCGCGUGUUUCAUAACGGAAAGCAGGUCUGUGAAAGGUUGCUAGACGUGGCAGCAUAUCCGGUUUUGAAGCAACGGCGUGUCUUGUACCCUCUAGUCGACGUAGCAGGACAUGUGCGGAAAAUUAGCAUCGUGCAAGCGGCAAAACGGCCCAAAGUGAAGAAAUCCUCGAAAACUGGUGAUGAGGAUGAAGAUAGCGAUGACUCGGAUAGUGUGCAACAGGCAGAUAAUGUAGCGACGUCUCCUGGUCGUGCAGGGACUACAGCAGGUAGCGGUCAGGAACCGCAUGCAACUAGUCCUCCUGGAAACGGGAAAGUGGUGGGGGAAAAUAGUCCUGGAGAAAGUCCGGGCAGUCCCUCUACCUUGCCGGCUAAGAAAGACUGAAAUUGUCCGACGAUACGCAUGUUGAUUGUACUCGUCUUUAGGACGCUCACGAAUUUUGAUGAUAGACACUGCUGCUGCUGCUGCUUGUCAUACUUUCGCUUCAUCACUGCGGAGCUCAUUACCUGGAGACGGUUCUCCCUUGUUGGCAUAAAGGGAAAAAGAAUUACUGAAAAAGCAAAAUAGAAUGAAUAACGGGAUGUUGAGAGCACCAUUUCACUCCACCAAAGGUAACCCCUACGUACGAAGCUGUAGUGGCC
Messenger RNA from Amoebophrya sp. A25, 16290 nucleotides. Lineage: Eukaryota; Dinophyceae; Syndiniales; Amoebophryaceae. The record is from the annotation of a GenBank genome assembly.